This is a messenger RNA of Esox lucius (northern pike), 3494 nucleotides long. It is a transcript of the gene pidd1, whose product is annotated as p53-induced death domain protein 1. The record is from RefSeq and is a predicted model, not a curated record. Lineage: Eukaryota; Metazoa; Chordata; Actinopteri; Esociformes; Esocidae. Bases 71 to 2791 code for a protein of 906 amino acids. Gene Ontology annotation, biological process: signal transduction; apoptotic process; DNA damage response. Gene Ontology annotation, molecular function: protein binding. The transcript has 15 exons.
CCUUCCUCCUUCCAUCUCUCCUCCCUCUGUCCUUCCUCCUUCCAUCUCUCCGUCUUCAUCCAGCAGCCUCAUGGACACGUGGCUUCCUCCCUCCAUCUUUUCUCCCUUGAUCCUUCCUCCCUCCAUCCCCACCCUAAAGACCCCCUCUCCCUCCAUCCUCCCUGCUCUCUCCUCAUCCUCCUCUUCUCCGGUGCCCUCACUCACCCCUCCGCUGCCCCCGUCGGUGGAGCUCUGUGCGGUGCUGACCGACACCCGGCUGACUCUGGAUGUGUAUCGGGGUGGAGCGGUGGUGCUCCCGGUGCUGUGGAGCUCCGUCCCGGGUCGUUUGAGGGGCCUGCAGUACCUCCGUCUGGGCUCGGAGGAUGGCAGGGCACUGGAGGCUGCCCUGGAGAUCCUACCCCACCUCACACAGCUGCGCUCACUGGCUAUUAGAGGGCACUGUUUCCAUGACACCCAUGGUGACCCUCUUCCUGGCCUCCUCACCUCUCUUCCCCCCUCCCUCUCCUCCCUCGCUCUCCUCAUCCAUCUGGACCUCUCCUUCAACCGCCUGUCAUCGUUUCCCCCCUGCCUCCUCUCACUCCCUCUACUCUCCACCCUCCUCCUCAGUCACAACCGCCUCACCCUUCUGCCCUCCUCCUUCGGUCCUCUCCCUGCCCUCCGCUACCUCUCUGUCAUGGGGAAUGGCCUGGUGUCCCUCCCCCCCAGUCUGGGCCAGCUGAAGACCCUGCAGACCCUGGAUGUGUCCUGUAACCUCCUGGAGACACUGCCGGUGGAAGUUGGUGACCUGGAGGAGCUGCUGAAACUGGAGCUUUCCCAUAACAGGCUACGGACGCUCCCUGAGACCAUGGAAAAUCUACAUUCUCUCCGCGAGCUGAUGAUCCACAGUAAUGACCUUCGUGUUGUGCCUGCCUGCCUGGACAAACUGCCUCAGCUGAAGGUAGAUCUGAGGAACAAUCCCCUGGGACGACCUCCGACCCCACCGCCACAGCCACCUGCACCUGACCCGGUUGAAACAUGCCUCCCAGAGCUGCAUCUCCGAUUGGAUCAACACAGGUUCUGUGUGUCAUCGUCUGGUUGUCAUGUGUUUCUCCCAGGGGGAGCAGAGCUUCUGUUCCCCCCUGGUUGCCUAGCAACAGUCACCAGACUGCAGUGGGUGGAGCGUAAGCCAGGCAGGAAGUGGGUGUGGCUAGAGGAGCAUGAUUUCCUGCUGAGCCAACCUCUAGAGCUUCUCCCACAUGGGGUCUUAUUUAAAAAGCCAGUGGAGGUCUGUGUGCCGUACCAUCGGUCCAGGAGAGGAGAGGUGGUGGUGAGGAGGUUUGAUGGGCAGCUGUGGACUACACUACCCACGGUGACCAGGAGGGGGAGUCCAAGACACAGCAGCCGUCCCGGAGGAAGACCAGCCCGGCUGGCCUGUGUCUCAGUCGACCAAUUCUCCUGGUUUGUGGCUGUGGGUCGUCCUGUGAGGGACAGUUGCUCUUUGACAUCAGAGGGGGCGCUGUUGGUGUCUCGAUCUGACCCAGGCAUCAAACUCUCCUUUCCCCCAGACUCAACUGACCAGACCCGCAUCAUCACCUUACAGGUGUUGCAGGUGUCUGUCACGGAGGUUCAGGUGCUGAGUGGAGACCCUCAGGCCAGCGUCAGUCCUCUGCUCUGCCUCUCUCAGAGUCCCAGCAUGCAGUUCCUCCAGCCAAUCAGAGUGCAGGUCCCCCUGCCAAGCGGACUCACAGGUCACACCGUUGACCUCUCCUGUCUGUACCUGCUCCAUGGAGACCCCAGUGCCCUCUCCUGGACGGACAUCACCUCCCAGGUGACCCUCCACGUCACGCACCUCUACGCCAUCUUCUACAUCACACACUUCUCCUGGUACUGGCUCUGGUACACCACCCAGCGCUGUGUGAGUGGCAUGGUCCGGAGAGUCUAUCAGAAACUGAAGCAGUUCCGGGUCCAGUUCUUGGUCCUGCAGAGGAAGGCGGAUCCCCGACAGGUUCUGCUGCAGUGCCUGCCCGCUGACAAGGUGGACAGCAGGGUGGCUGCCCUGUCAGACCGGUACGAUGGACCCCAACCCUCGGAUCUCUGCGACCUGUUGGAGGGAGAGCAGUUCUUCGCCGGCUUCGAGAGGGGCCUGGACAUCUCCGCAGACAGACCAGACUGUUCAGAAGGAAGGCUGUCCUUUGUGUUCUACUCAUGUAUGAAGAACCUCAAAGAGGUGUACAUCAGCCCAACACAGAGACAGGAGGGGCCUGUCAGGGGGCAGGUGUCCUUCUAUCGAGGGGAGGUGCCUAGUGACCUUCCAGAGGAAGUGGCCAGAAAGAGGAAAGGGCAUGACAGUCAAUGGUUGGCCACUUUACCACUCAAACUACCUGGUAGUAACUAUGACCCUGGCCUUGAGUACCCUCCUCUGAACCUUGGCGACCCAGAGAGCGGCUACCUGACUGAGGCCAACCUGCUAGCCAUCUCCCUGCAGGUCGGACAGGACUGGAGGUCCAUCGGCAUCAACCUGGGACUCAGCUACCAGGAGCUAGAACGCAUUCAGUACAAGUACAGAGAUGAUCUUGGAGCCAUGGUUCUGGAGAUGCUGUUCCACUGGGCCCGGGGCCAGCAGCAUGGGUCUGCCGGGGGUUCUGGAGCUGUGCCUCAGUUGGUAGAGGCCAUGAUGAAGAGUGGAAGGACCGACCUGGCCGAAGAGAUUAACGACAUAGUGCGUCUGGGGACCAGGAAGUAUAAGGAGUCCCUGAGGAGAGUGGGACUGGAGGAGGAGGAGCUUCCAGCUGACCGCACAGCUCCACCUUAAGACUGAAACAACUGACACACCUUCUUCUGACAGAACCCACUGACCCGGCCCCUCCCUCUAGUUGGUAGGGAGGAGUCUGAACCAAAUGGGGGGGGCGGGGUCAGUUGAACAGGAGGCGGAGCCUGAACUUAGUGGAGCAACAAGCUCAGUGUGGAGCCUCAGGCAGGAACUUGAAAAACCACUGACAAACUCAGCUGCCAAGUCACAAGACACCGAGCAUCCGAGGCCGUAGCUCCAGUCCUGCCCGGCUGGAGAGAUGGGGGCCCAUUUGGGACUGGCAGCUGGUGAUCCCCACGGGUGACCUGGAUCUGCAUGUCGUCCGGGCCUGCCCUGAGAGGGCCGUGACACGCUCAGCAGCCACCAUCCUCUCAGCUCGCUGAUCAAUCGACGCCCAAAGUACUGGAGCGUGUAGAGAAAGGACAACUGAAUGUGUGGCUGGAAUAUUUAUCAUGCCAUCGAUAGGCUUUUUAGGUCUGCCUAUUCACCUUCAUGGACUUUGUGCAGCCAUCUUGACUGUAUAUGAAAUGUUGAAAUCACCUGAGCAGGCCUUUUUACUUGAAUGCCUGUUGUCGCUGAACUGAACUGUGAAGUGAUUUACUCCUUAUGGUAUGUCACAGUGGGGUGUUCUGUCUAAGAGAUUUAUAUCUCUUAUUUAGCUGUAUAAUAUGCAUUUUUACUGAAAAUAUUUUGUAUGGAAAUCAUG